AUGGAAGUACAGCAGGAGUACGAUGGGAGUACAAUGGGAGUACAAUGGGAGUACAAUGGGAGUACAAUGGGAGUACAAUGGGAGUACAAUGGGAGUACAAUGGGAGUACAAUGGGAGUAUAAUGGGAGUACGAUGGAAGUACAAGGGAGUACAAUGGGAGUACAAUGGGAGUACGAUGGAAGUACAAUGGGAGUACAAUGGGAGUAUAAUGGGAGUACGAUGGAAGUACAAGGGAGUACGAUGGGAGUAUGA
Adineta steineri is the source of this 252-nucleotide messenger RNA. Lineage: Eukaryota; Metazoa; Rotifera; Eurotatoria; Adinetida; Adinetidae. The record is from the annotation of a GenBank genome assembly.